Molecule: messenger RNA, 309 nt
Organism: Pisolithus orientalis
Lineage: Eukaryota; Fungi; Basidiomycota; Agaricomycetes; Boletales; Pisolithaceae
Exons: 1
Source: RefSeq, a predicted model, not a curated record
CUGCCUUACCACUCUACCAAGUCGAGUGAACCUAAACUAGACCCCAAGGGCACGACAGCAACGCUCAACAAAUUUCUAUGCCAUGCUUUCUCUCCUGUAUGCGCCACAACCGAAUAUCACUGCGGGUUACGCAGCUCCGCGCAGCCACUCAGUCCCUAUGUCGCACCCCCACCCAAUGCUAAAUCCAUCCUAUCUGCGUUCAAUACCCCAUUCGACCCACAUGAACUGGAGCACCCAGUCGUCCAUCCUAGAAAGGAUGGACAAGCAUUCUUCGUCACAAAUGGAGAAGCGUUCGGUAUCUUAGACUUU